Linum tenue is the source of this 2090-nucleotide messenger RNA. NCBI's taxonomy places the organism in Eukaryota, Viridiplantae, Streptophyta, Magnoliopsida, Malpighiales, Linaceae. The record is from the annotation of a GenBank genome assembly.
GUGGGGAAGAAUGGUCGUGAGAAAGAAACGCCGCAAGGGCAACGGAGCAACGGAGGAGCCACCGUCAAUUGCCGCCGACGAUCUUAUAUCAUCACUGCCCGACGAGAUCAUACACAAAAUCCUCGGCCGCCUCAACUCUCCAAAGCAAGCGGCACUAACAAGCGCGUUGUCCCGAAGAUGGCUCAAUCUAUGGCGAUCUUACCCGGUGGUGGAGUUUCGCAGCAACGAGUUCAACAAGUCCGCCGCAGGCCAAAGAAAAUUCUCCCGAUUCGCCGCCUCUGCCCGGAAACUCUGGAAGCGCAGGACGCCGCUCGAUGCGCUCCGGCUAUCGCUUGCCAUUAUUACCAAACCCGCCCAGGGCAUACUCGCCAGGUUGCUCGCGUCCGCGUUACGCGCCGAUGGCGGAUCUCCGCUCGAGGUCGAGAUCGGCACCACCUCCUUCUACAAGAUUCCCGAGGGAUUGUUGUCCAAUUGCAGCCGCACUAGAGUUCUCAAGAUCAAAGGUUGCAACUUGAAUGCACUGGGAACCGUUUCUUUGCACAGUCUCCAGGUUCUUAAUCUCUCCAUUGUCAGAAUUACUGAUCAAAUCCUCCACUAUAUCCUGGAGAAUGCCCCUAAUCUCGAGUCGCUGAGUUUGAGUUUGUCUGGUGGAAUUGAAAGGCUGGAGGUCUCUGCUAGAAAUUUCCCCAAAUUGAAAACCCUAGAGAUUCAUACAGGUGGAUAUGUUUCUGAGCUUGAACUCCUGCUCUCUACAGCGCCUUUCCUCGAGAGGUUAGACCUUACGGAGGGAACGAAGCCAUGGAAGCUGAGAAUAUUGUCCUUAUCUUCGGCUCCAAAUCUCAAAUUUCUGAAGAUCACCAACUUCGACAGUGAAGAAAUUGUACAAUCCGAUCAUGUUAAUGACUUCAUUACCAUGUUGCCGUCUCUUCGUGUUCUUGAAAUCUUUGGGAGGGAAUCCCAUGUCCAGGUGGAGCUACAUCCUGAUUCACCCCCUACCCUGAAGACUUUGCCGAUUAUAAUUAGUACGACAAUGUGCAAGAUGAAUAUAGUACCACCAUUUCUAGCUCCUUAUCUCAAAGAUUUGUACCUCAGCUUCGCCAUCGGAAUUACACAGCGCCAUCUUGAUGAUCUGAUCUCGAAAUUGCCAUGUCUCGAGUCUCUUUCCUUGAAUCUGGACAAUGGUAGCAACUGUGAAUCGAAUAAGAUGAAGCUUCGCAGUGAUCGGCUUAAGAAGUUCCGGUUGUCUGACUGGAACCGCAACGAGAGGGACACCCUGCAGGAGCUUGAAAUUGAUGCUCCUAAUCUGGUUGAUAUCAUCUACUUUGGAAGUAUGUUGAGGUUUCCAGGCAAGAUUGAUGUUGUGAGUGUGGGAUCUAAUUGCCAAUUUGAUAUUCAGGGGGUUGGUUUCCCUCUCAUCUCAGCACGCUUGACCUACGAAUGGUUUUCGGAAUUGAGGCAAUCUUUCUCGGCAUUGAGUUCUUUCCACCUGAUCAUGGGGUUUAGCGGCUUAGAUUUGUCACAGCAGGUCUCAUUCGAUUUGGGUCAAGUUGAGUGUUCUUUCCCUCCUCUAAUUGUUCAAUCCUUACGGCUGGGGUUCACAUUGGCGGCAUCCCCAAACUAUCAGAGUGGUAACCCUAAUGCGGUUAUUCAAGAUGUACAGAAUAGCGUAACUUUCCUUAAUGGUUUAUUUUGGGCGUGCCGACCUAAAUUCAUUUGCAUAGCUCAAUUCUCUGAUGUAGAUCGUUGGUUUGCGGAGGUCAUUUGUGAGCAACUUACAAAUCGAGACGUAGCAAACUGUUGUGUUGGUGCUAAGUGUUGGCGACAUGAACUGAGAGAUGUGAAAAUAGGCAAUGCAAGUCAUGAGGAUAUGAAGAUUUCCAAGAAUGAAGUUUUACCGCUUGCCAAAGAUGUGAAUGUGGAGAUUUCAUUCGUAUUAACAUGGUGUUAGCAGGGGACGGGGGUGAAGCCAGGAAGUUAACUUUGGGGGGCCAAAAAUAAAAAAUUAUUAGAUAUUCUUUUAUUAAUAAAUUAAUUAAAUAUAUCAUUGAAAUAGUGGUCAAUAUAAAUGUUCCAACAAAAAAAUCAGUCAU